Molecule: messenger RNA, 3453 nt
Organism: Mizuhopecten yessoensis (Yesso scallop)
Lineage: Eukaryota; Metazoa; Mollusca; Bivalvia; Pectinida; Pectinidae
Product: ubiquitin-like modifier-activating enzyme ATG7
Exons: 19
Coding region: 75-2144 (689 amino acids)
Biological process (GO): cellular response to nitrogen starvation; autophagy of mitochondrion; autophagosome assembly
Cellular component (GO): cytoplasm; phagophore assembly site
Molecular function (GO): Atg12 activating enzyme activity; Atg8 activating enzyme activity
Source: RefSeq, a predicted model, not a curated record
UACCCGGAAGUUUUUGUACGCUAUCACGUGACUGGAAGUAUAUUAUAUUCGGCGACUGGUUUCACUUUUGACAGAUGGCUAACAAAGCUCUCCAAUUUGCCCCCUUCAGCAGUUUUCUCGAUGCAGGAUUUUGGCACAAACUGUCAGAUAACAAGUUAAAUAUUUAUGGACUCGACGAAUCACCGAAACCUAUACAUGGAUUUUAUUUCAAUGGUGAUCCUGUUGGUGUACCAUGCCGUAUGAAUGUGGAGUAUACUGCCUUUGACGAAAUUUCCAAAACCCCAACCAGAUGUUUCAAGACUGUAGGAACACUGCACAAUACAAAUACAAUUGACAGUUUCAAAGAAUGUGACAAAAAAAGUCUCCUGGAGCAAUCAGGCAAACAGAUAUGGGAAGACAUUGUCAGUGGGAAGGCCGUGGAAGAUCCGACCCUGUUGUCACGAUUUCUACUCCUUACAUAUGCAGACCUGAAAAAAUACGUCUAUUACUACUGGUUUGCAUUUCCAUGUCUUUGUCCACCACUUGACAUUUCCAUGGUAACGACACCAGUGACCUUGGAUAAAGCAUUUUCUGCAGAACAGAUCAAACUCCUGGAAUCUUCUUAUGAUAGGUUUCAGUCAUCAUGUUCCUCAUUUGUCGGUUACUUCCUUAUUACCAUGGAUACAGAGGUCCAAGUUCAAGAGGUCAAAUGUAUGGAUAAACAUUUAGCUGAUUCCAAAAAGGUGACAUUUGGUUUUGCUGACCCAUGUACAUUGGACGGCCAUCCGGGCUGGCCUCUCAGGAAUUACCUAGCUCUUAUUGCCCAAAAAUGGGGAGAUAACCUCAGUGAAAUCCAGGUGUUAUGUUUCCGAGAUCGCAGUAAAGAUGGAGUUAGAAACAUAACCAGCAGUCUCGUAUUUACCGUGAAGUUUACAUCCAUGAAAGAAUUGACAGAAUGUCCUAAAUGUGUGGGAUGGGAGAAAAACGAACGACAAAAGCUAGGACCUAGGAUCGUCAAUCUAAGCUCCAGCAUGGACCCAUCUAAGCUUGCAGCAUCAGCAGUAGACCUCAAUCUGAAGUUGAUGAGGUGGAGACUCCUGCCAGAACUUGACCUUGACCAAAUCUCAAAGACAAAAUGUCUACUACUUGGGGCUGGAACUCUGGGGUGCAAUGUUGCAAGAUGUCUGUUGGGAUGGGGAGUAAGGAAGAUAACUCUGGUCGACAAUGGUACGGUGUCCUACUCCAAUCCUGUGAGACAGAGCCUGUUUGUGUUUGAAGACUGUAUGCAGGGGGGCAGGCCGAAGGCUGAGGCAGCAGCUCUGUCUUUACAGAAAAUAUUCCCAGGAGUUGAUGCUCAGGGAAUUUCUAUGUCGAUUCCGAUGCCAGGCCAUCCUGUUUCAGGAGGGGCCUUAGAAGGCACUAAGAAGGAUGUCCAACAACUGGAAGAUCUAAUAAAAUCUCAUGAUGCAGUGUUCCUCCUCCUGGAUACCAGAGAGAGUCGUUGGUUACCAACUGUCAUGGCUGCUGCUCAUAAGAAGAUAGUGAUUUGUGCGGCUCUGGGUUUUGACACAUUCCUGGUAAUGAGACACGGCCUGAAAUCUGACACGGAGGGCAACACUCCCUCUGAGGUAGAGCCACUCUCUAGUUACAUGAUCAUUCCCGGAGACAAACUUGGAUGCUACUUCUGUAAUGAUGUUGUCGCUCCAGGAAAUUCAACAAGGGACCGAACUCUGGAUCAGCAGUGUACUGUGUCUCGUCCAGGGAUGAGUUACUUAGCCAGUGCAUUGGCUGUGGAGCUGCUUGUCUCACUAGUACAGCAUCCCCUGGGUGGGAAAGCUGAAGCAGACACGAGUGCUAAAGAUGAACAUCUCACCAAAGAUCUGUCGUGUUCUCUGGGAUUAGUACCUCACCAGAUCCGUUGUUUCCUGUCUAGGUAUAAUCAGCUACUACCAGCAUGUAGAGCGUUUGACAAAUGUAGCGCCUGCUCCAAUACGGUUGUGAAUGCUUACAAGAAGGAUGGUAUAGAAUUUCUGCUCCGGGUAUUUAAUGAGCCGAGCAGUUACCUAGAGGACAUCACUGGUCUCACACAGAUGCACCAGGAAACCCUCGACACAGAGAUUCUGGAUUUCAGUGAUGACGAUGACAGUUUUAUGGACAUGUCAUGACAAAAGCCAUUCAUCAACAGAAGAUAAUUAUCCAAUCUAUACUCUAGAGAGGUACAAAAUCAGAUGGGACUCUAGGAUCAAUCGUUAGGUGUUUUAUACAACAUCAGAUGGUAGGACCAAUCAGUAGAGCUGUUUUAUACAACAUCAGAUGGGAAGACCAAUCAGUAGAGCUGUUUUAUACAACAUCAGAUUGGAAGACCAAUCAGUAGAGGUGUUUUAUACAACAUCAGAUGGGAGGACCAAUCAAUAGAGGUGUUUUAUACAACAUCAGAUAGGAGGGCCAAUCAGUAGAGGUGUUUUAUACGUCAGAUUGGAGGGCCAAUCAUUAGAGGUGUUUUAUACAACAUCAGAUUGGAGGGCCAAUCAUUAGAGGUGUUUUAUACAAUGUCAGAUUGGAGGGCCAAUCAUUAGAGGUGUUUUAUACAACGUCAGAUUGGAGGGCCAAUCAUUAGAGGUGUUUUAUACAACGUCAGAUUGGAGGACCAAUCAAUAGAGGUGUUUUAUACAACGUCAGAUGGGAAGACCAUUCAAUAGAGGUGUUUUAUACAACAUCAGAUGGGAGGCCAAUCCUUUGAGGUGUUUUAUACAACAUCAGAUGGGAGGACCAUUCAAUAGAGGUGUUUUAUACAACAUCAGAUUGGACGACCAAUCAAUAGAGGUGUUUUAUACAACAUCAAUGGGGAGAACCAAUCAACAGGGAUGUUUUAUCAGACUGUUGGGACAUUGAAGAUGUAACUCUGGUGGACCAAAUGUGGCUCCAAUAUUGUGAUAUUGAUUGUGACAUUACCUAUAGCUAUACUAUUUUAAUUUUUAAAUUCAAGUCAGGUUGAGCACAUAUCAUUACAAGCAACACAACUGUUUUGUCUAAUGUAUUGACUUCAAGAUUAUCAAUCCAGAUUUGCAUAAAUCUUCAGGUUCAGAAGUAUAUAAAGAUACCAAAUCCAUAGAUAUACCGUGCUGAAUAACAGCUGAAUACUAUAAUGUCAGUUCUAAUGUUAGGUUACUGUGAAAGUGGAAAAUAGCUUCAAUUUAUCAGUGUGAAACUGUCUAGUGUUUGCAGCAAUAUCUUUAUUAGUUUGUCAGUGUUCACCUGUAUGCCUAUUUAUGAUUUAACAAAAAAAAAAACUUUUCAAAAAUUUGAUAAGUCAUACCAGUGUUGUGAAAACUAUUAGCAAAUAUCUACUUGAUAGGGAUGGUAGGUGAUGCUUUGAUGUAAAUGUCUUACAAAUCUUUGUCAAAUUGUCUACUCUUAUACCUCACUAAAGUCUGGAAACUGUCGUUGUGCUAUAUAAUAAAAAUUGUCAUUUGA